Molecule: messenger RNA, 1013 nt
Organism: Acaromyces ingoldii
Lineage: Eukaryota; Fungi; Basidiomycota; Exobasidiomycetes; Exobasidiales; Cryptobasidiaceae
Exons: 1
Coding region: 70-777 (235 amino acids)
Biological process (GO): Golgi to vacuole transport; intracellular protein transport
Cellular component (GO): intracellular membrane-bounded organelle; AP-3 adaptor complex; membrane coat
Source: RefSeq, a predicted model, not a curated record
GAUCUUCCGUCGUCAGGCAGGGGCAGCAGCAGCAGCACAAGCCACGGCAGCAGCAGCAGCCAAGGAGCAAUGACGAUCCGCGCUGCCCUCAUCUUCAACAACCACGGCAAGCCGCGGCUGACACGCUUCUACACGCAGCUGCCCGCCGCGCGCCAGCAGGCGCUCCUCUCGCGCAUCUUCACCCUCGUCCACCAGCGCACCGCGGCGUCGUCGAAUCUGUGCAACUUUCUCGAUGCGCCCGAGCUCACCGCGCUCCUGCCGUCGCACCAAGGCCCUACCUCCCAUCAAGGAUCAACAGCAGCAGCAGCAUCAGCAGCAGCAAGCGACAGCCAGCUGCGCGUCAUCUACCGCCACUAUGCCACGCUCUACUUUGUCUUUGUCGUCGAUGCCUCCGAGUCGGAGCUCGGCAUUCUCGACCUGAUCCAAGUCUUUGUCGAGUCGCUCGACCGCGUAUUUGAAAACGUCUGCGAGCUCGACCUCAUCUUCCAUUUCGACGUCGUCCACGCCAUCCUCGACGAGGUCAUCCAGGGCGGCCUCGUCCUCGAGACAAACAUCAACGAAAUCGUCAGCCAGGCCCAGGCGGUGCAGCGCGCCAAGAAGGCGUCGGCCUCGGCAGCCGGCGGCGCGUCGUCAUCGGGCAAGCCCGGAGAGGCCGCCGCAUCCUGGACGCCGCCCGCAGGCCUCGGCGGCUCGCCGUGGGGCGAAGCGGCGGGCGUGGCCGCCAAUGUCGGAGGGUGGGCACGAAGGGAGCUGGGCAAUCGCUUUGGCGGUCGGUAAAAGGCAUUUAUUGCUUCUCUUCAUCAUCACUCUGCACAUCUCAUUCAUUUCUCGUUUCUUGGUGUUGUCAUCCUUCACAUCGCUGUACAAUAGACAUAAAAGCAAUCCACCACAUGGCCUCAGUCUGAGUCGACGACCUCGAGCAGCCCCUGGGAGGUGAUGCGGAUGAGGGCAGGCGGGUGCUGCUGCUGAGGAGGCGUCGUCAGGGGGCCACGGCGGGCAAUCGGCUUGACAAG